Messenger RNA from Arabis nemorensis, 2142 nucleotides. The record is from the annotation of a GenBank genome assembly. NCBI's taxonomy places the organism in Eukaryota, Viridiplantae, Streptophyta, Magnoliopsida, Brassicales, Brassicaceae.
AUGCGAGACCUUCUUCGCGCCUAUUUCUCUCGGAGAACUCUCGUAUCUCUCUACAAUCUCUUCAUAACCCUCUCUCUUAAGCUCCUCACUUCGUUCCCUCUCUCUCUCCUCAAGCCCAAAUCCAACGACGGUGAUGGCGUCGCAGAAUCCGAGGCCGUUCCGUUGCUCGAUCUGUCUAAACCGUCGUUACCUAUAUCAUUCCCGAUUAAAGCUCUUCAAGACCUGAAAUCUCGUUCUUACUUCGAUUCCUUUCAUUUCCAGUUUAAUCGCUCCACCGUUCCUCUCCGGCGAAACUCCGAUGAUUCACCGAAUCGUCCAAGGGUUUUGGUCUGCCACGAUAUGAAAGGAGGGUACGUAGACGAUAAGUGGGUACAAGGGUGUGAAAACGAAGCUGGAUUCGCGAUUUGGCAUUGGUACUUGAUGGACAUUUUUGUUUACUUCUCUCAUUCUCUGGUCACUCUUCCUCCUCCUUGCUGGACCAAUACUGCUCAUAGACAUGGCGUUAAGGUAUUGGGGACUUUCAUCACAGAAUGGGAUGAAGGAAAAGCUACCUGCAAAGAGAUGUUUGCUACAAAGGAGUCUGCUCAGAUGUAUGCAGAGCGUUUGACAGAACUUGCUACUGCUUUAGGUUUUGAUGGGUGGCUGAUAAAUAUAGAGAACGAAAUAGAUGAAGAACAGAUUCCGAAUUUAAUGGAAUUUGUAAGCCAUCUAACAAAAGUCUUGCAUUUAUCUACACCUGGGGCUUUGGUUAUAUGGUACGACAGUGUCACCGUUCGUGGUGAUCUUAAAUGGCAAGAUCGGUUGACUGAGAACAACAAACCUUUCUUUGACUUAUGCGAUGGAAUAUUCAUGAACUACACAUGGAAGGAGGGCUACCCCAAACUAUCAGCUGAAGUUGCCGGGGACAGAAAAUAUGAUGUCUAUAUGGGAAUUGAUGUCUUCGGUCGGGGCUCCUUUGGUGGUGGACAAUGGACUGUAAAUGCUGCUCUUGAUUUGCUGAAAAGAAACAAUGUAUCAGCUGCCAUUUUCGCUCCUGGAUGGAUAUAUGAGACUGCACAACCACCCAAUUUUCAUACAGCUCAGAACAAAUGGUGGUCACUUGUCGAGAAGUCAUGGGGAAUAGUCCAAGCUUAUCCACAAGUCUUGCCUUUUUACUCGGAUUUCAAUGAGGGCUUUGGUUACCAUGUUUCACUCGAAGGUCGCCAAUUGUCAGAUGCUCCAUGGUACAACAUUUCUUGCCAAAGUCUUCAGCCUCUCCUAGUAUUCAAUGAAGACAACGAAGAUAUCAUCCAUGUCACUGUUGAUGCUCAAGACGCAUCUUAUAACGGAGGAGGGAACAUCUCGUUUAGAGGAAGACUCGAGGGAGAUACGUGUUUCACAACAAGGCUCUUCAAACCCCAUCUUCAGCUUUCUUCUUCCCCCAUCACAAUCUCCUACUCUGUGAAAUCAGAUGAAACAUCUAAACUUGGAAUUAUGCUUUCUUUCUCAUCUCCAUCACACGAGACUAAAUCCAUACUCGUGGCGCCACAGGAACCCAUCCGCAAAUCCAAUGACAUGUUCUUGCAUUGUCUCGCCACAUCAUUGCGGACUGUAUCCGAGUGGAUGGUACACGAGACAAGCCUUGUCAUGGAUGGCCACACACUGACUGAAAUCUCUGCCUUUUGCUACAGACCAGAGAACUCGACAAAGAGACCAGAAUAUGUUGCAUUGCUCGGCCACAUCUCAAUUAAAGAUCAAGUUCAGCUCCAACAAAAACCCGAGUCAUUACCUCCAGCGUCACCAUGGGUCAUCGAAGCUCGUAACGUAGAGCUUGUACCUGGUAAUUCCGGUUCCAAGAUCCUCAGGGUUAAGCUAGAAUGGAAAAAGAAACACCUUGAAGAAUCUGUGUUCUCAACAAGGUACAAUGUAUAUGCAGAGUUUGUGAAGUCGACUGAUCUAAGAGCAAGAAAGGUUCUAGAGAAACCAAGAAGCGAGAUAGAGUUCAUCGGAACCGCUCACGUACCAGAGUAUUACGUAUCGGAACUAGUGGUGGAAUCGGACGUGAAAGGAGUCAGCUUCAUUGUUCAAGCCUGUGAUGAAGAUGGUUCAUGGAGGAAGCUGGAUGAUUCCCCUAACCUUCUAGUGGAACUGGAAGGUCUCUAG